AUGUUUGGAUCGUUGCUACGGUGUUCUAGCUCCAAGCGAAUGGCUGGUAUGGCAGUAGUGACAAUGGCUUCACAGAGUUUGCCGUACAGAACGACGCAUGCAGAAGCUUCGGAAGAGACGAAUGACGACAAUGACGUUCCACACUUCAGACUGGAACGGAACAAAGAUAAAACUUUGUUUCAUAACCAGUGUUUGGAACGGCAAAUGUACAAACCAAAACUUCCUUAUCCGGCUUGGGAUUACAACUGGGAUGGAAAGGCAGUUGCCGGCGCAACGGACUUUGAAGGCCAUCGCUCUGGCAAAGCAUGCAAGCAAAAGGGCAAGACCCGACACAUCAUUUUGGUAAGACACGGACAGUAUGAAGAGACCUUUCCUGAAGACGAAAACCGCAAGCUGACUGCUUUGGGGAGAAGACAAGCUACCAAAACUGGAAAGCGCUUAGCAACCUGGGCCAAGGGAACUGAAACUUUUGAAAAUCCCUACUUCAAUGGACCUUGUCCCAUCGUCACCAAAAUUCGAGUUAGUAACAUGACCCGGGCCAAAGAAACAGCAGAGCUCAUUGCAAAAGAAAUGCCAAGUACAAUAGUAAUGGACGAGCCAGAUUCCCUCCUCAACGAGGCACUACCGUCGCCCAUGAUCCCCAUUCGCCCCGACAUUACGGGUGCCGAAGAGGAGAUUGAUGCCAAUCAUGACCGGAUUGAAGAAGCCUUUCAAAAGUAUAUUCAUCGAACGGAUGCUACAGCGGAGGAUGAUGACGAUGGAGAUGAGUUUGAAAUCAUUGUAUGCCAUGGAAAUGUCAUUCGAUACUUCUUCUGCCGAGCUUUGCAACUUCCACCUGAAGCUUGGCUGCGCAUGUCCAUCUUCAACUGCAGUUUGACCUACCUGAUGGUGCGAUCUUCAGGGGUUGUAUCAGCACGUAUGUUGGGAGACAUCGGCCACUUGGAUUACGAAGAAUCUACGUUUUCCGGAAAUCAUGGCCUGAAGUGGUAG
Cylindrotheca closterium is the source of this 990-nucleotide messenger RNA. Lineage: Eukaryota; Bacillariophyta; Bacillariophyceae; Bacillariales; Bacillariaceae. The record is from the annotation of a GenBank genome assembly.